AUGUCUGACGGAAAACUUGGGAAGCCUGAAAUAGAUUUUACUCCGAUUUGUGAUGUCCAACUGCCCGAGACCGAAGCAUUGGCCGAGCAAGGGAACUUGGCCAAAGCUUUGGAUCAAUUAUUAGCACUCGAGAAGCAAACACGACAGGCAUCGGAUUUAGCUUCUUCUACUCGUGUUUUAGUUCAAUGUGUUAAAUUGUGUUACCAAUCGGGGGAUUGGAAAUUGCUUAAUGAAUAUGUGAUAUUGCUUUCGAAGAAACAUGGUCAAUUAAAACAAGCUACCACAAAAAUGGUUCAAGAAACCAUGACUUACAUUGAUAAAACUCCGGAUCUUAAAAUAAGACUUGAAUUGAUCGACACUUUACGUACGGUUACCGAAGGAAAAAUUUAUGUUGAAGUUGAAAGAGCGCGAUUAACGCGCAUGUUAUCUAAGAUCAAGGAAGAUGAAGGAAAGAUCAUCGAAGCUGCUGAUAUUCUGCAGGAAUUACAGGUGGAAACUUUUGGCUCAAUGGAAAAGAGAGAAAAAACAGAUUUUCUUCUGGAACAAAUGCGGUUAACUCUUGCCAAGAAAGAUUAUACGCGAAUGCAAAUCAUUAGCAAGAAAAUUAAUACUAAAUUUUUCGAUGAUACAGAGCAACAGGAUUUGAAACUUCGUUAUUAUGAAUUGAUGAUUCAACAUGCCUUGCAUGAAGGACAAUAUUUAAACGUUUGCAAGUAUUAUCGUCACGUUUAUGAUACGCCAUUGAUUCUCCAAAAUGUUAUUUAUUUCAUCAUACUUUCACCUUAUGAUAAUGAACAACACGAUUUAUUACAUCGUAUAUACGAAGAUCAUAACCUCACCAAGCUCCCGUUACAUCAUCAACUUAUAAAGAAUUUUGUAACUGCUGAACUCAUGCGAUGGCCACUCAUUCAGCAUUUAUUCGGGGAUAUGUUGAGAAAAUCUCACGUCUUUUUACUGGGUGACGAAGAUGGAGAAAAGCGUUGGGAAGAACUACACAAUCGUGUGAUUGAACAUAACAUUCGAAUUUUGGCUAAAUACUACGUUAGGAUUCGAAUGAGCAGAUUGGUAUCAUUAUUAGAUCUUAAAGAACAGCAAGCAGAAGACUUUCUUGCAAAACUUGUGGAAUCUAAAACCAUUUAUGCAAAAAUAGACAGACCAGCUGGAAUUAUAUCUUUUGCAGCUCCUAAAGAUGCAAAUCAAGUUUUAAAUGACUGGUCAGGUAAUAUCAAUUCCUUAUUAGGACUUAUAGAAAAGACUUGUCAUUUGAUAACUAAAGAAGAAAUGCUGCAUAGUAUUGCCCGCGUAAAGUGA
Messenger RNA from Funneliformis mosseae, 1311 nucleotides. The record is from the annotation of a GenBank genome assembly. NCBI's taxonomy places the organism in Eukaryota, Fungi, Glomeromycota, Glomeromycetes, Glomerales, Glomeraceae.